Messenger RNA from Penicillium mononematosum, 1311 nucleotides. RefSeq names its product SEC14 family lipid-binding protein. The transcript is spliced from 4 exons. The record is from RefSeq and is a predicted model, not a curated record. The coding region runs from base 1 to 1311 and encodes 436 amino acids. NCBI's taxonomy places the organism in Eukaryota, Fungi, Ascomycota, Eurotiomycetes, Eurotiales, Aspergillaceae.
AUGUUUUGGGGCAACAAGACUCCGCAGGACUCCGAACAGGACCUGGCGCGCACCGAUUCAGCCUCAAAGAACGAUCCCGCCGCUUCCGCCUCACAAGCUUCGGGCACCGCAUGGCUCGCCGGACACUUGCACCACCUUACUCCGGAGCAGGAGGAGAAGCUGCAGGAGUUCAAGAAAUUGUGCGCCGAGCGGGAAUACUACACUCCUGCUGUGGAACAAGCAGAUGGCGUCGAGGCGAAGCCCGCCAGCCACGAUGAUGCGACUUUAUUGCGAUUCCUCCGAGCUCGCAGAUUUGACGUCGAGGGCGCGUGGGCUCAGUUCAAGGACACCGAAGACUGGCGCAAAGACAAUGCCAUCGAGAAGCUAUAUGAGAAUAUCAGCGUCGACUCAUACGAGGCCGCUCGACGGAUGUAUCCCCAAUGGACAGGCCGUCGCGAUCGCCGCGGAAUUCCUAUCUACGUCUUCCAGAUCCGCCACUUGGAUAACAAGGCUGUCGCCGCUUACAACUCCACCAUGACUACCGGUACACCCGAAACCCACAAAUCAUCCACAGUCCCUGCACGCUUGUUGAACCUGUUCGCUUUGUAUGAGAGCCUCCUCCGGUUCGUGAUGCCGCUCGCUUCCGCGCUGCCACGUCCGAACCCGGAGACGCCUAUUGUCACAUCGACCAAUAUCGUGGAUGUCAGCGGUGUUGGCCUGAAGCAGUUCUGGAACCUGAAGAGUCAUAUGCAGGAUGCCAGUGUUUUGGCCACGGCGCAUUACCCCGAGACGUUGGAUCGAAUCUUUAUUAUCGGAGCGCCCUCAUUCUUCCCCACCGUCUGGGGCUGGAUCAAGCGCUGGUUCGACCCAGGCACCACCUCGAAGAUCUUCAUUCUCUCCGCCGCAGAGGUCGAACCCACUCUCACCUCCUUCAUGGAACCAUCCAGCAUUCCCAAGCAAUACGGCGGCGAGCUGGACUGGGCUUGGGGCGAUAUGCCCAACCUGGACGAGCCCAGCCGCGAACUGCUCCGCGGAAUCGAGCAGCCACUCGCCGAAGGACGAACACGAAAGGACAUCCUCAAGGGCCCUAUUUUGUUCAACGGCGAUCACCUUCAGGUGCUGGGCACUGUGGAUGGAACGAAUCGGAGGGAAAUCGUUCCCGUCCCGAAGACACAGGCUUCGGUUGAGUCAGAGGCUAACACCCCUGGCUCUGCUGAAAGAGCGGCGUCCAGCAGCGAAGAGACUAAAGUAGACGACGAUGAGAAGAUGAUUGACAACGUGGCUGUCAAGGUUAACCAGUUAUGUGUGGAUGGGAGUCAUGUUGCCGUAUAG